This is a messenger RNA of Nannochloropsis gaditana CCMP526, 216 nucleotides long. RefSeq names its product carbohydrate kinase fggy. The annotation marks the transcript as partial. The transcript has a single exon. The record is from RefSeq and is a predicted model, not a curated record.
CUCGUGACGGCCUGUCCGGGUUCCUGGAGACCGGCUGCGAUGAAAGCGGCGACGCUGUCGGUGGUGCCGCCGACGACAGUGCAGUCACUUGGAAAGCCGUGCGAUUGCACCAAAGAGGGGGACACACAGCCAUUAGGUUGACCAGGCUCGAUGACGUGCGUCGGAAGGACAUCUCGGUAUGUAGAGGGGGAGGACUCGGAGGGAGAGGGGCAGCCC